UUCUUUGAGCGGCACUUCACUGCGCGGGACAGCGACGGACGGUGCGCGAGGCAAUUUUUUUCGAACGAACCGAAGAGAAAAGCGCUGGCCCCCAGGAAAAAAAGUGUUUCCAAACAAAGCCCAUAAUUGAAGAGCAACAAAAAGAAUCGACUUCUGUAAAGGAUUCGAACAACAAAUACGAUACGCACUUUCCGAUCACGGACGAAAGUAAUUUUAGAAAGUUUUCGCAACUUUUGGUGUGCGCAAAAAGUUGUGUUGAUUUUCACUUUCUUGAGGAAAAAAAAUCGUUUGCGGCCAAUGAAACUUCAUUGCCAAUUGCGGUAAUCAAGUGUCGUGGUGAUUUUAGUGCAAUACUGCAGGACCUAACUGUUUGUAUUCCAACAACUGGAAGGAUAUACACCUUGAGAAGAAUUUGAGGGGUGUUGCAAUAUUUAUUACUUCUGUUGGCUGCGCUUGGUAAAAAAUUUUACCGUUGCGUGCCAAGAAUUGCUGUCCUGUAUUCUUGUGUUUUGUAUGGCCAUCCCCGACUGUAAUUUAUGAAGAGUGAGCCUUAUCCACUUGAACACCCCCUGGCCAUGCAGUACGAAGAUGGUAUGCCGCACUAUGGCGGGAUGGACGGUCCAACGUCCCUUUACGACCCUCACGGACACAGGGCAAUGCAGCCCCUCAGUCAUGCUCCACACAUGAAUCACACACCUUCUAUGCACCAGUACCACAGUAAUCAUGCGGGUGUUAUGUCCAACCACAUCAUGGGCUCAGUGCCUGAUGUACAUAAGAGAGAUAAGGAUGCCAUCUAUGGGCAUCCCCUAUUCCCUCUGCUAGCUCUGAUCUUCGAAAAGUGUGAAUUGGCCACGUGUACACCCAGGGAGCCUGGAAUUGCAGGGGGUGACGUCUGCUCGUCAGAAUCUUUCAAUGAAGACAUUACCGUCUUCGCUAAACAGAUUAGGCAAGAAAAACCAUAUUAUUCACCCAACCCUGAAUUAGACAGUCUUAUGGUACAAGCAAUUCAAGUACUAAGGUUCCAUUUAUUAGAGUUAGAAAAGGUCCAUGAGUUGUGCGAUAACUUUUGCCAGCGUUACAUCAGUUGCUUGAAGGGUAAAAUGCCAAUAGACUUGGUAAUAGACGAGAGAGACAGUAAACCCGGCGAUCUGGGCGACAACAAUAACAACAGCAGCAACGGAGGAGGAGGUGCAGGAGGUGGUAACAGUGGUGCUGGGGGUGGACGGGGUAAUCCCGAUACCACAGGACAUAGUUCUGACAACUCCUCCACUCCUGACCAAUCUUUCUUACCAUACCAGAGACCUCCAUCUCAGUCCCUCAACUCGUACAGCACAGGACCCGACGACGCACGGUCCCCAACGGGGUCAACGGGUACCCCUGGCCCCAUCUCACAGCAGCCAAGCUCACAGAUGAGCACAGAUAACAACAGUGAAGCUGGUGAUGCUAGUAUUGGCUCUGGAGAUGGGACAGGCGAAGAUGACGAUGACGAUAGGAGUAAAAAACGACAAAAGAAGCGAGGAAUUUUCCCCAAAGUGGCCACAAACAUCAUGAGGGCGUGGCUCUUUCAGCAUCUGACACACCCGUACCCAUCAGAAGAUCAAAAGAAACAAUUGGCUACAGAUACAGGCUUAACAAUACUUCAAGUAAAUAACUGGUUUAUUAAUGCUAGAAGACGAAUAGUGCAGCCCAUGAUUGACCAGUCCAAUAGAGCUGGAGGAGCUAGUGCUGCGUAUGGACCAGACGGUGCAGGCAUGGGUUAUAUGAUGGACGGCAGCCAACAGAUGCAUAUUAGACCCCCAGGUAUGCAAAACCUGUCUUGCAGCGAAGGUGCCAUGGGCAUGGGUCACAUGGGUGGCAUGGGAGGAUAUUCGCAGAUGUCCCAACUUCGAUCCCCUGUCCAUUCCCAAGCCAUGCUGCUGCCGGGACAUCCACACGCAAUGAUGAUGGCUCAUGGGCCCAUGGGACACCCGGGCCUGCCCCCUCAGGGCUCCCCUUACGAUGCUUCAGGGGGCCACAUUAUGGACAUCCACGCCAGUUAAGCGAGCACAACUUCACGUUCUCGUCUCUGUAUCCAUUAUUAUCUCAAUCUUUCUGCAAUGUUCCGCAUUCAAAGCAUUGGAACGAACAAAGCAAAAUCGUUUCGACCCGGGCUACUUUUCUUUUUCUACUCAUCUCAGUUACUUUCGCGAUUACCACAUGUAUUAGAAUAGAAUAAGAAAAAGAAACAUUUUUUCGUCUGUCAGAACUUUUUCCACACUCGAUGAUGUGUUCCAGUGAAUUUCUUUUAAUUGAAUUCGUGUGUAAAUCAUGUAGGUUUAAAAAAAAAAAAAUAUCUUUAACAUGUACAGUUCAGCCAAAAAAAAAAGUUUCUUUUUUUUUUAAUUAAAAAAAAGAAUAUAAUUUUCAAUUGAUUAAGGCUUUAUUUGAAGUAUCAUUAUUUCAAAUGAAAUUUCUUUGACAAUCGAAUGUCAUCUGGAGCUUCUUUAAUUUUUCAUUUCUGUAUUAUCUGUAGAAAUGCAGAUGAAAAGAAGAUAUUCCAGUAAAAGCAAAAUUAUAAUUUUUUUCCCCCAGAUGUAGCCUUCUGCUUAAAUAUAAUAAUACAAUUUAUGUGUUUCCAAAUGAAUAUAAUUUUUAAAAAAGUUAUAUACAUUUCAAUCAGUAGACGUGUCGAAUCGAAAGACUUUUGAUAAUAUUUUUCUUUAAAUUGAAAUCAAUGAAAACAAAACUCUUGGUCAGUGAAAAGUUUUCCAGGGCAUUAUGCUUGACAUGAAAAUGGUGAUAAAGUUCUGGAUAUGUGUUUAAUUUAUGGCAUACUCAUAGCCAAUGUAUCUUCGAGGUGUAUCUGGCACAGUCGAACUGUUUAUGUUUUUUAGUAUAAAAUCAGCACAUAAACAGAUGAUAUGAACACAUCUGUUGAAACAAAUCGAUUGAUCAAGAAGAAUGCUAUUCUAUAUAAUAAUUAACAUGGUUGUGUACAUUUCAAAAAAAUCAGUUUUAUUAAAAGCGAUGCUUUUUAGAAACUUAGAUUUUUAAUUUGUACUCUGGGUUUGAAAGAACCUGUCGUUUUAUAUUUUAAGAACGUUGUGCAAAAAAGCUUGUUAAAUGGAACUUGCGAAUUAAUAUGUGUUACUUGGAAUAUGUAUUAUUUCUACCAGUAUUUAUAAAUAAGUAUUACGUUUUAUUUUCUGAUGAAUAGUGUUUGAAUUGGUAAAUUUUGUUUAUUCUUAUAAAUUCAUGAGUUCAAAUUCAUUCUUGUUGAAUUUUAGCAAUUUAUGUUUAUUGAAAUGUAAAUUUUUAUUCUAUAUGAUUUGAGGAAGCAUGAUCAAAGAAAUAAUAAUUCCCCUUUUCUUGUUUUUUUUUAAUGUCUCUUUAUAAAUUAAAAAAAAUGAUAAAAUUUCUCUAAUAUGAAGAAAUCUAAAAACUAAUUUUGGACUUUCUAAUUGAAAAUAAAUUCUUUAAUUCAGAAUUUUUCUUCAUGUAUUAUACUUUUCGUGAGACAAAAACAAAAAAUAUUUCCCUUUGGUUUGUUUUGUAAAUGUCUCUUUAAAAAUUUAAUGGAAAAUCUUUAAUAAAAUUUCUGUAAUAUGAUGUAAUCUGAAAACUCGUUGUGAACUCUGAUACUAAUAAUAAGUUAAUAAGUUCUUUAAUUCAGAAUUUUUCUCUAUAUGUUCGUUUUUUCAUGGAGACAAAAAGAUAUAAUUUUUUUUAAACGUAGAAUUAAAUAGAAAUUUUAAUAAUUUUUAUACUGCAAUAAUUAAAUUUAAAUUAAUCGACGACAAAUGAACGAAAUUUUUUAAAUAAUAAUUUGUUUGGCAAAUUUUUUUUUUUACCUAGUUUUAAUUCGUUAUUUUUGUCGAAAAGUAAUCCAAUCAAAGUAGGAAGCCACUAUUUUAUUUCCAACAUGAUCGAAAAAGAUUUUCUAAUUCGCAAACAUUAAAUAAAUUUGAUGACUUUUUCUUUUAAAUCUAAUUUAACCCAAUUACUGAUUUAUUUUAUUUUAUUUUUUUCAUAAUAAAAGUUGUUACAUUUAACAGGUUUUUAUGCACUCUGUUUGUUGUAUACAAAUAUGCAAAGCAACCUGCAAUUUUCUUGUUGAAGCAUGUCAUUUUUUUCUCUCCACUCGUAUUGUGGGACUCUAAUAUUUGUGUAAGUUUUUCACAAAACUGUUGGGGGCUGGGGACCAUUUUUUUCUCUCCCCUUCAACUCCCACCAGUUCUUGUUCUGUACAGAUUACAGGUGGCAAUGCAUUGUAUGUGAGGUAGUGUUGUAAUACGUCAUUUCAAUGACGAUUUGUUGUCAAUAAUUAAAAAAAUGUAAUAAAUAAAGACAUGUUCCCAA
Argiope bruennichi is the source of this 4338-nucleotide messenger RNA. Its product is annotated as homeobox protein Meis2-like. Lineage: Eukaryota; Metazoa; Arthropoda; Arachnida; Araneae; Araneidae. The transcript has 11 exons. The coding region runs from base 537 to 2039 and encodes 500 amino acids. Gene Ontology annotation, biological process: brain development; animal organ morphogenesis; positive regulation of cell population proliferation. The record is from RefSeq and is a predicted model, not a curated record. Gene Ontology annotation, molecular function: RNA polymerase II cis-regulatory region sequence-specific DNA binding; DNA-binding transcription activator activity, RNA polymerase II-specific.